AUGGUUAUGAUGUUUACGAAGAAACCAAAAAAUCUUAUUUCUUUUUUCUUCUCUCAUCCCCUCAAUAAAUGCAAAGCUACCUUGGCUACUAGUUCCCCACUCCUCUCAUUCAGAAAUGCUUCAUCAUUUUUACAGUCAGGAACCGGAACCCUUACCCCCAAAACGAUUUCAGCUCAAUUUCAUUCAACGUAUUUUUUCAAUGGUCAAACACUAGUUAAUCAUCCUCGAUCUGUGGGUGAGAAGAUUAUUAACCUUGAUCAUGCCCUCCAACUGUUUGAUGAAAUGACACAGAGACAACCUCUACCUUCGGCUGUUAAAUUCAAUCAGUUGUUGCAAGCUGUUGCCAAAAUGAAGCAUUAUUCUUGUUCUAUUGAGCUUUUUAAACAGAUGAAUGUUGUUUGUGUUCCUGUUGAUGUGUACACUAUUAACAUUGUGAUAAGGUGUUGUUGCCAAAUGCACCACACGAUUGAAGGAUUUGCAGUCUUAGGCUAUGGAUUCAGACGUUCUAUAUUACCAGAUGUCUUCACCUUUAGCACCCUUUUAAAUGGACUCGACCUAGAAGAUAGAGUUCUUAAAGCCGAAAGGUUAUUUAAGAAGCUGAUCAAAGAAGCACUUUGUGAACCUAAUGCAAUUAUGUACAACAUUAUGAUUAAAGGACUUUGCAAAUCUGGUAAUAAUGAUACAGCCAUUGCUUUGCUUAAACUAAUGGAUGAAAAGGGUUGUAAACCUAAUGUGGUCACAUAUAACACCAUCAUUGACAGCCUUUGCAAGGACAAAAUGGUAGAUGAUGCUUUAAAACUCUUCAAAGAAAUGGUCUUCCACAAAGGCAUCCUACCUAAUGUUGUCACUUACACCUCUUUGAUUCAUGGCCUUUGUAACUUAUGUCGUUGGGAUGAGGUCUCUAAAUUGCUCAAAGAAAUGGAGGACAAAAGGAUUUCCCUAAAUGUUUAUACCUAUAGCGUAUUAGUUGAUGCACUUUGCAAGGAAGGGAAGGUGGAGGAUGCAAAUUGUAUUAUCAACUUAAUGAUUGAAAGAGGGAAGGUUCCUGAUGUAGUGACUUACAGUUCGCUUAUUGAUGGGUAUUGUUUGCGAGGUCAAAUUAGCAAAGCAAAGGAAGUUUUAAAUUUGAUGGGGUCUCUAGGUCUGGUGCCUAAUGUUGUUACUUAUAGUAGUUUAGUGAAUGGGUACUGCAAGAAACUGAAGAUAGAAGAAGCCAUGGAUUUGUUUCAUGAAAUAACUAAAAAAGGUGGUAUGCAACCGGAUGUGAUCACUUACAACACCUUGUUACACGGAUUGUUUCAAGCUGGACGUAGUGAAGCUGCAUGUGAACUCUUUAACGAGAUGCAAACAAACAAAUUGAUGCCAAAUGAAAGCACUUACAGAAUAGUCUUGGAGGGUCUAUGUAACAACAAUCAAGUGGAUGAAGCAUUAUCGUUGUUUCAUUUGAUGGGUGACAAUAAGCUAAAUUCGGAUAUUGUUGUAUACAAUAUACUCAUUGAUGGUGCAAGUAAAAAUGGGAAGUUUGAUAUUGCAAGGAAGCUUUUCAAUGAGUUAAGAGUUAGGGGUUUGCAACCUAAUGUUUGGACAUAUAAUGCGAUGAUCAGUGGUUUUUGUCGGGAAGGUUUAGUGAGUGAAGCAAAAGACUUGUUUUUUUAA
Lactuca virosa is the source of this 1656-nucleotide messenger RNA. NCBI's taxonomy places the organism in Eukaryota, Viridiplantae, Streptophyta, Magnoliopsida, Asterales, Asteraceae. The record is from the annotation of a GenBank genome assembly.